This is a messenger RNA of Astyanax mexicanus (Mexican tetra), 6691 nucleotides long. RefSeq names its product sema domain, immunoglobulin domain (Ig), transmembrane domain (TM) and short cytoplasmic domain, (semaphorin) 4Ba (gene sema4ba). NCBI's taxonomy places the organism in Eukaryota, Metazoa, Chordata, Actinopteri, Characiformes, Acestrorhamphidae. Gene Ontology annotation, biological process: axon guidance; neural crest cell migration; negative regulation of axon extension involved in axon guidance. The record is from RefSeq and is a predicted model, not a curated record. Gene Ontology annotation, molecular function: chemorepellent activity; semaphorin receptor binding. The coding region runs from base 546 to 3047 and encodes 833 amino acids. The transcript has 15 exons.
CACACACACACACACAGAGCGAGAGAGCGCGCGCCUGCUGCUGUACCUUCUUCAGCUGGAUAAUACACACACACGGGCUUCACCGCGCUCUCACACAUUUCUUUACUGCUCCGGGAACAGAGGAUUUGUGUGAUUUUACUCAUCAUAUCUCCUUUUAUUCUUCCUUUUCUGCUGUGAGGAGUGAGAGAGAGGGAGCUGGAGAUCUGCCUGGAAAAGAGAGAGAAAGAGAGAGAGGCGUGAGUCUAAGCGUACUGCUGCAGUGAACACAUGGAGGCUGAUAUGAGUGGACUGUCCGUUCGGGGAGACUCGUCAGUUCGUGGAAAGACGGUUUUGUGAAGUUGAGUUCACCUCAAGAUCCAGGAAUCCCUGCAGCACAGCAUCCAUCAUCACAACACUCGCUGCUCUGACACUCAAGAGAGCCUGAGGAACUACUGGGAGAUCUCAACAGAGGACUGCAGAAAUAAAUAAGGAGAAAAGAGAGGCUCUACAUGCAUUCCAUAAGCUCCUGAGAGUUAGAGAAGGUAGUGAGAUCUCAGAGGAGCAGCAUGCGGACAGCUAGGAUGGCGUGGCCCUCUUUCCAAGCCUGUUCCCUUUUACUCCUCGCCCUUCUCUUCCUCCUGGCCACAUCAGCGCAGAGAGUCGAGGAUGAUGUCACGCCACGGCUGAGCUUUCCAUAUGAUGCAAAGGAGAGGUCGGCCAAGAGGUUUUCAGCUGAAGGAGUCUUCAAUUACACCUCUCUGCUCCUCAGCCCGGAAGACGGCACGCUUUACGUAGGCGCCCGAGAGGCUCUCUUUGCCCUGAACCUCAGCGAUAUCAGCCGACCACUGCAGCGCAAUUUCACAUGGAGCACGCCGGAAGAGAAGCGAGACGAGUGCAGCUUCAAAGGCAAAGACUUGCAAACUGACUGUUUCAAUUACAUCAAGAUUCUGCUGCGUGUGAACGCUACUCAUCUGUACGUGUGCGGGACGUACGCCUUCAGCCCGAUCUGCGCGUACAUCAACACAGUGAAUUUCUCUCUGGUGCGCAGCGGGUCGGGCGAGAUCGUGACGGAGGAUGGGCGGAGCCGCUGUCCUUUUAACCCAGAGUACAAGUCCACUGCCAUCAUGGCCGAUGGAGAGCUGUACGCUGGCACCGUCAGUAACUUCCAAGGGAACGAACCCAUCAUUUACAAGAGCCUUGGCCACGGCACUGCCUUAAAGACAGAGAACUCGUUGAACUGGCUUCAAGACCCGGCGUUUGUGGGCUCUGCCUACAUCCAGGAGAGCCUGCCUAAAGGCAACGUGGUGGGAGAUGAUGAUAAGAUUUACUUCUUCUUCAGUGAAGCAGGGAAGGAGUUUGAUUUCUUCGACAACACUAUUGUGUCGCGUAUCGCUCGCGUGUGUAAGGGUGAUAAAGGAGGAGAGAGGGUCCUGCAGAAGAAGUGGACCACGUUUCUGAAAGCCCAGCUCCUGUGCUCUCUGCCUGAUGAUGGCUUCCCUUUUAAUAUCAUCCAGGACAUGUUUGUUCUGACCCCCAGCAAAGAGGACUGGAAGAACACUGUGUUCUACGGAGUUUUCACUUCUCAAUGGUAUAAAGGUGCGUCUGGCAGCUCGGCGGUGUGCGCGUUCACCAUGGACCAGGUGGAGGAAGCGUUUAACGGUCGUUACCGGGAGGUUAACAGAGAGACUCAACAGUGGUACACCUAUAACCACCCUGUACCAGAGCCUCGACCUGGAGCGUGUAUAACUAACGCAGCACGGAGCCAGGGCAUCUCCUCUUCACUGCACAUGCCUGACAAAGUGCUGAACUUCGUAAAGGAUCAUUUCCUGAUGGACAGCGUGAUCCGCAGCCAGCCUCUGCUGCUCAAACGCAGCGUACGCUACACACAGAUCGCCGUGCACCAGGUCAAAGCCGCCCACAAGUCCUACAGUGUGCUUUUCAUCGGGACAGAUGACGGCAAGCUUCAUAAAGCCAUCAACGCCAAGGGCAAGAUGCACAUCAUCGAGGAGCUGAAGCUGUUCUCCGAACCCCAGCCUGUGCAGCACAUCGAGCUGGACGCUCAGAAGGGGCUGCUGUUCAUAUCUUCCUACUCUGGUCUAGUGGAGCUCCCGGUGGCUAACUGCUCCAACUACCAGAGCUGUGGAGAGUGUGUCCUCUCCAGAGACCCUUACUGCGGCUGGACAAGGGGACAGUGUGUGGAUGUCCGGCAGUUUUCUCCUAAAAGUAAAUUUCUGCAAGAUGUGGAAGAUGCAGACACAACAUUGUGUAAAGACUCACCCAGUGUUCGCUCUGUACGACCUCCAAGUGCUCCAUCCUGUCAGGAGGUCAUCAUUCCAGCAAACACAUUUCGAGUGUUGCCCUGUAAGCUGCGCUCUAACCUGGCUCAGAGGCAAUGGAAUUACAGCAAGAAUGCCGAACGCUUUGCCUACCACACUGACGGUCGGCUUGUGGUGGUAGCUCAGCUGGAGAGAGAGGAAUCAUACGAAUGCUGGUCGGUGGAAAAGAACUUCCGUCAACUCUUGGCCAAUUACUGCGUGAAGGCGGAGCCCCGACACGAGAGCACCACCCAGUUUGGCCACUCCCGCACACCCAAGGUGCCCGUAGGGGAGCCUAUAAUCCUGCCAGGCCAGGCUCAGACAGAAACCAAAACCUACUGGAACGAGCUGAUCGUGGUGUGCGCUCUGCUGGGCUUCUCCUUGGUGGUGUUCUCCUUGUUUGUGGUGUACCGGAACCGGGACCGGAUGAAGUCCAUGCUGAAGGAGGGCGAGUGUCCCAACAUGCAGCAGAAGAAGCCACGUAUUCCACAUGGAAAGCCCACCGAGAGCUUGCCACUGAAUGGCAAUAACAUCCCGCCCUCUGUGUCGGACCACAAGGGCUACCAGACGCUCCACGACAACUACUUCUGCAGCACGCCCACCCAGGAGUGCUCUUCACCUGAAAACAGCAAGAGCUUCUCCGAGUCUGAGAAGCGACCGCUGAACCUGAAGGAGAGCCAUGUGGAGAUAUCGCCUACCUGCCCGCGACCACGAGUUCGCCUGGGCUCGGAGAUUAAAGACUCCAUCGUCUGAGACGACUCUCAACGUCUCAACGGACGAAGACAACUGAACUGAUGUGGUACGGAAGGACUGCUGGGGAACAGACAGCACCUGAGAGGGACAUACUGAAAGAUAAAAAAACAAAUCUUCAAACUCCUCACCAUCGGACCAUUUCACAAGCAAAACAUCUUUGAUUUACUUUUUGCACUUUGUCCCCUCGUUUCAGUCUUGGAUGUCUGUCUGUCUGUUUGUCUGUUUUCCUCACAGUCACUUUGUGUUGCUCUGGGAUGCAUCUGAAUGCACGAGGAUUUUCGUACACUUAGUGUUGUGCUAAGAUACACCCAGAACGAAAGCAGGCAACACGGCGAGCUUUUCAAAAUCAUUGCCACUGACAUGGCCUAGUGUAAGUCAACCACGUUCCUACUCAUUCCGUCCAAAUCAUCCAUCAUUUGGCACCAUUGACUUUAAGGUCACCUAAUAGCCUCACCAUCUACUUCAUCUACGUAUUUGGGUCGUGCCAUUGGAGGAUCGUGAUCUUCUCCCUUACAUUGACCACCUCUCCACGAAAGAUGGGUCCAGAGUGACCAGAAAAAUCAGCAAGGAUCAGAAGAAAAGCCUAGAAAUUGUUGUCUGGUAAAGCAGAAUAGAUAGCAUAGGUCGUAAAAUGUGAACAACUUUUGUUUAAAAAAAAAAAAAAACAACAGCCUCAUGAUAUAUAUGCAAGGCCUGUAGUUGUAAAUCAUCAUGACCUCAGCACAAGACAGGCGUACUAUGCAAAGCACUGGGAAUUUAGCAGGAUGAGGAGGAGUUCCAUCUAGUACAGCUAGCGUAGGGCACAUGUUGCAGCAUCAAGCAAGAAGCCACGUCUUCAGUAUCGCUUCCCAGAGAUAUACAGUCCAUGUGUAUACUGUCAAGUAUGCAAGCGAGAUUCAGGUGCUGUUGCGCAGGGAAACGGAGUCCGAAGCCAGGACUCCACGCAGACAGGGCCCAAGAAGGCAAGUGGUAAAAGAGAUUGAACUGAUGGCAGCAAAAGAGAAAGAAAAAAGAGACACAGGGCUCCAGCCCAAAGAGUGAAGGCAGAUAGGCUGGCGUUUGGAAGAAUCAGAGAAAUCAGAGAAAGAGAAGUUUUAAUAAUGAAAGUGACCAAUACCAAUAAUCGUAUACUUGUUUACACAACCAAAUCUGUCCACUAUUGUGCCAAAUAGUUACACACUAAAUGACUUAAUCUCUCAUUGGCUUGCAAUAUGGCACAGGGGAUCUAAAAAUGUUUUUUCACUUGUAUGCGAAAGGGAAUAACUUUCAUUCUUGUCCACUCAGCUAAAUUUGGCUGGAAAUUGAUUUGCCUUUUAGGCUACAUGAGAAUCAUCCUGUACUCACUCUUUAAAUGUACGUGUGUCGUUUGUGCUUUACAUUUUGUUUUAUCCUUCAUUACCACAUAAAAGUGCCACGUUUACCAUCCAGGAGCCAAGGAUAGUCUUAAGGCCUUUUCACACAAAGUACAAACUUUUUUUUUUUGUGAAUUGUAACGUAGUAAAAAUGUAAAUCUGGGGUGUAGAGACUCACUCUAUGGCUCUCCAAUUUUCACACUUUCUUUUAUGUCUCUGCUCCCUGUCUGCUUUUUGCUCUCUUUAAAUAUACCUCCUCUACACAGGUGCUCAUGUGCAAGGAAAGCUAUAAUACUCCUCGUUGUCAAUCAUGUCAGCUUUUCAGCUCAGCUUUAUAAUGUAUUUUCUUUAGCCUCUGCAUUUUUAUGGUGAGCAUGAUGCUCAUUUGUUUAGCCUGAUUUAAAGACAUUCAAUACAUACUGUAGAACACGGAAAUAGAGCAGGCUCAGGUUAAAAAAAAAAUGUAUGCAUUGUUCCAGUCCAUCGGUUUCAGACUCAAUCAGACUUCAGAUACUUGUUUUCAAAACUUGUAUUUUUUUUGAAUGUUUAAAAAGUCAAACUUGAAGUGAAAAGGCCUUAACACAGUUAUUUUGGAUGGGCGAAUUGACAAAUGCACCCCUAAUAACUCGCUAAUACGUCGCUUGGGUGGUUAGAGCAGUGUGUGUUAUUAAAAACUUGGACCAGAGCUCGGCUGCUAGAGAAUAAUGAGCGAACUGCCUACUAAUAGCGUGUUGUAAUAAUAAGAUAUUAACAUCAUGUCAUGUGCAGAAUAUCUGUAUAGUUCAUCUUUUCAGAAUAUUUUCAGAAUUGCCAUUUCAGUGAUUAUCAGUAAUGAACAUUGUGAACUAAUAUUUUUCCAAAGAUGGACAUCAUAUUGCACCACUUUGAGGGUAUUUUAAUGUACAAACUCAACGGCACUGCUCUGGUAGGAGCGUGUGAACAUUUGUGUUGUGGAAUGUAGUGACAACUUCAUUGAAAGUAUUCCAAAACUCUUAUUUGAGUACGAAAAAAAAAAAAGUGUCUUAUUUAAGUUUUAGCCUAGAUGUUUCUAUAUGAGAGAUCUUAUUUGACAUGUUUUGACAUGCAGUAGCCAUGCAUUUAUUACGUAAGCUACUGUGCUACUGACGGACUGCCGUUGUGGUCAUCACAUGUACAUAUGUAUAUUUCUACGAUAUUUGUGUUGGGGCUGAUUAAAAGGGUAUUAUUUUUGUGUUCGGGAGGCAAAAACAGAUGGCACAAUUGCUGCUUUACUUUCACAGAAUGUUUAACAAAAAAAAAAGCCUUAGUUCGAGUUCAGUGAGGCUGCGAUGAUUCUGUUGUAGAGAUUUCUUUUAAUGCCUUUAAGCUACGUUUUGUGAAUCAAGGGUGGUAUUUCUUCAACUAUCGAACGCAUCAUUGUAGCCUUUUUUUGGUGUAUUCACACACUCACACUAAUAGACCACAGACCUCACGCGCAUGCAUGCCUCCUCUGAUGGACAGUACCAUAGAGUUCACACUGGCAUGCUCAUGUAAAGAAAAGAAAAAUAAAAAUAAAAUAAAAAGAAGAAAAUUCAGAAUUCAUUGGAGCAAAUGCCUUAUGAUUGUGGCCAGUAAUUGCAAAGCAUCUUAGUCUGAAAUGGCACAUUGCGUCAUUUUGUCGUAUGCAGUACCCAGAAAUAUGUCGAAAACCACUGUAUUAUGAAUGGUUAUCUGUACAACAGUCCACCACUGGACUAUGUCUCUACUGUGGAUAGUGUAUCUACACAGGUCCAAAAAAGGACAACCAAUAAUCUCUCUCUUUUUUAUUUUCUCUCUCUCUUUUCUUUGAUCUCUCUCUCUCUCUCUCACUCUCAUUCACAUCAAUGUAAUGUUUUAAGCACAAACAGUUUUAAUGUAUUUAUAUUUAAAAUAUAUAUCUCUAUUUUACAUAAAACUCAAGAGUUUCUCCUAGAAGUCAUCUUCAGACAUACAGGAAAGAAUAACGGUCAUUCUGAACAGCUUCUCCCGUUAGACCAAUGUUUUAGAAACCUUAAAGUCUCAAAACCAGCUUCAGUCUUUACACGCUCAGUCCAAAUUCAUUCUUUAUAACAGUGCUCCAAGUCGCUCAGACUUAUUGUAAGUUAACGUCUUGUAAACUUUGUUGUAAAGGUGUAUUUGUAAAUUUUGCUGCCAAUGUAAGAAAAGAACAACUGUUGUGAAUUGUACUUUUUGUAUUAUACAUCAACUACUGUUUCUGUUGUUUUUAUUAAACUGUACAUAAAAGCGCACUUUAUUUUAAUUUUUUAAAGAAAUAAAAGAAAACAAAACACUGAA